ACAGACAACUUUCCGUGGAUAGACUCCAUGGCACCCUCAACGAACGCACAGGAUCACGGCCAGUCGGAUUCCCAACCGCCGACGGUCGCUGCCUUCUCUCCGUCGACGAUUACCGGCUCGGCCCUGACCUCGCGCCAGCGCUCCAGUGUCAUCGUGCAUCGCAAAUCACCUCUCCUAGUGGCCACACCACCAGCUAUCACGCGAGCUCUGGCCUACUCACACCCGUUCCUCCUCCCUCUCAAUAAAUUCGCAGGUCUCCUAACAUGGACAUCUGGAGACCCAUGGCAGAGCUUUCUGCUGGUAGCUACCUUUUGGACUGUCGUGCUAUAUAGCGACGCCAUCAUUCUUUGGACAGGGCCGAUCCUGGUCGUGGUCGGGUUGAUCCUCGGCAUGUAUGGACGUCGUUACUCGCCUCUGUCAUCCACUAUAUCAACAGGCGAAAAGCACAAUAGCAAAGUUACCCCAGAUAGCUCACUGCGUCAUCAAAAGAGUCUUGAUGAAAUUGUUGAAACCCUUCGGAUUUUCACAACCAGAUGCAAUAUCCUCCUCGAGCCUCUACUCGACCUUACCGACUUCCUAUCCACACAGCGCACUCCCACAUCGGCAACCACCAGACCUGCCCUGACAGCGUUGUUUAUCCGCAUCCUCUUAGUCACUCCUGUAUGGAUCGGUCUAACACUACCUCCAUUCUAUAUACUCACCACACGCCGUGUUGUCAUGGCCGUCGGCACUAUCAUUUUGACUUACCAUUCCCGGCCCGCCAGGGUCUCGCGUGUCAUUCUGUGGCGAUCCCGAGCCGUUCGUCGGUUCUGUGCCGCAGCCACGGGCCUAUCCCUUGCCGAUACCCAAAACAGCCCGCAAAAGGCCCCGGCUCAAACCAAGGGCGAAAAGCAAGGAUUAAACAUUUCAACUCGGCGGCGCGGAAACAACGCAGGUGUGCGGUUCACGUUUGUUGUCUAUGAGAAUCAGCGCCGCUGGCUAGGUAUCGGGUGGACUUACUCGUUGUUCCCUGCAGAACGUGAUCCCUGGACAGAUGAACAUAUGAACGCAGUGAAUCCCAAAGAUUCUUUCGAGUUACCUGAAGUUCAAACAGGAGAUGCCAAAUGGCGCUGGGUGGAGGGAAGUGAGUGGCGCAUCGAAGGAGCGGACAACUUUAAUGGAAAAUCAGACUCGAAGGGGUCUGCCGGCGAAGGAUGGAUAUACUAUGAUAACAAGUGGAAUGACGGUCGCCGUGGUCAAGACGGAUGGGAUCGCUAUACCCGUCGCCGCAAGUGGUACCGUGACGCUGAAUUAGCGGAACUCUCACCUCCAGCCACCGAGGAUGGCUCCGAAGAAACCAUUUCCGGGCUCACGCAAGCUCUAGAAAGGGAGAAAGAACGAGAGAACGACGAUGACGCCGACGCCCAAAGCAUCGCGCCAUCUACCUCCUCCAAAUCCCAUCGCCGGCGCUGGUUCAGCGGUAGUCAGGCCUCCCCCGUGGGGCCGCCCGCCGAUAGUGGGCGUACCACAGGAUCAAAUGUCUCUAUAACAGCCGAUAGAGCAGGCAUCACGCGACCCAUCAGCAUCAAAAAUUCCCGAAGACCGUCUCAUGUCCGCGAAGGAAGUGUGGCAACUAGUGACAGCGCUAGUUUGCGCGAGAAGGAGAUAGCGAACUCGCAAGAUCAUCUCGACCGGUGGUCAACUCGAGCUGCGGGCGGGACGGAAAGGGCGGAAAGGGAAUGGGGGCUCAGCGAUGAGGUGAAUAUGGGGCUUAGUUGA
Penicillium vulpinum is the source of this 1758-nucleotide messenger RNA. Its product is annotated as PEX28-32 family peroxisomal membrane protein. The record is from RefSeq and is a predicted model, not a curated record. The transcript is spliced from 2 exons. Gene Ontology annotation, biological process: peroxisome organization. NCBI's taxonomy places the organism in Eukaryota, Fungi, Ascomycota, Eurotiomycetes, Eurotiales, Aspergillaceae. Gene Ontology annotation, cellular component: peroxisomal membrane. The annotation marks the transcript as partial.